AUGGGGCGGCAUAUGAAACUUAGUGCCUUCCACAUAAUCACUUUGGCUGAUAAAGACAACAUCCAUCCACUGCUCAAUCAACUAAUCCCCGCUGGCCACUGUGCUUGCCACACUGCUGCUAUCUUUGAGUAUAACAGCUGUCUUCAAUACCCCGCCCAGUUGCCCUUUCAUGACAUUGCUUCCUCAUCCUCUGCACCUCCCACGCAAACUUUCUUUGAUCCGCUUGAGUAUUCCUACAAUAAGACUCAGUGCACCACUCUCUUCCCGGGCCUUUUUGAGGAUUCUAUCCGCGCCCAAUCAUUCUGGACAGCCAGGCAUGGAAUCAAGAGGGCUGAUAUUAACAAUAUCAAAAUGGUAGACGGCAUGGCUAGAGUGGCCAUCUACCAAGGACGGCUUUAUAUCCUUAGAUCUCUGGCAAAGGGGGAGGACCACCACCGUAAGAUUUUAGGGAUUUUGGCUUCACUUCAUCACGCCCUCGUCUCAGCUCCACAGCUCGCUGUCAUCCUAAACACAGAAAUUAUCUUUUCUAUUGAGAACAAAUUAAAGGACGUUGCUGGACCAGAUCACCCGCUUUGGAUAUUAGCACGGAAGGCUACUGAAGAAUCUGUUUGGCUUAUGCCAGACUUUGGCUUCUGGUCUUGGGGCCACAUUGAUACUCAGAUUGGGCCAUAUGACGAGGUAGUCAAACACAUGGAAGAGCAUGAGCUCCCGUGGGACGAGAAAGAGAACAAACUAGUCUGGCGUGGAAAGCUCAGUUUCGCCCCAAAGCUACAACACGCCCUACUCGAGAUUGCGCGGAAUUACACCUGGGAAAAUAUGAAAGAGAUCAAGUGGAAGAACAAGGCCAACUACCUUAGCAUAGACAAUCAUUGUCAGUCCUACUCAGCGUCUCUCAAAUAUCGCCAAGCCUGUCGAUCGGUAGUAGUGAUUCAUAAAUUACAAUAUAUCCAACAUCACCACUAUCUUCUCGUCUCAUCAGGUCCGCAGCAGAACUUUAUUCAGAUAGAGAGGGACUGGACCAAUUUACCGCACAAGAUCCAAGAGCUUCUCGAUAACCCUAUCAAGGCGCGCAUGAUUGCAGACAACAAUAUAGAGACCACUGCAUCACCUCAAGUCACCGAAACUAUGAGUGACCCAACCAAUGUCUCUAACAAAGGCAUUCAGUACGAAUCUUUUUUACUGCUAGAUCCUAGCAACGUGAUACGCUUUAGGCCUUGGGAUUAG
Aspergillus piperis CBS 112811 is the source of this 1224-nucleotide messenger RNA. Its product is annotated as DUF821 domain protein. The transcript is spliced from 4 exons. Bases 1 to 1224 code for a protein of 407 amino acids. NCBI's taxonomy places the organism in Eukaryota, Fungi, Ascomycota, Eurotiomycetes, Eurotiales, Aspergillaceae. The record is from RefSeq and is a predicted model, not a curated record.